AUGGAGUCGCUUGGUGAGCUCUACUCCAUCAUCACAGUGCUGGACAUUGUUGAAAAGUCCUAUGUUAAGGACACUUUGGAUGAGGCUGAGUACACGCCACUUGUGCUUAGGCUGUUGGCUCAGUAUAACACUCUCCUAAAGAAUGAACUGGUCCAAAGGGAGUUUGGUUCAUUGGCACAAUUCAAACAAAAGUAUGGGUUAAACGCACCACAGGCAACUUCAAGGAUUGAGAUUGGAGUCCCAGCAACCGUUGAGCAUGCUAUAAGUGUAUCGAAUACUGGUUCUUCUAGUACAGCCACGACGACGAAUACCCGUGCGGUGGCAGAAGCCACUGGAAAUUUCAUCACGAUGAUGGAUGCACUCAAGUUGAACUAUAAGGCAAAAGAUCAAUUACAUCCGUUAUUGAGCGAUUUAAUGACAAGCGUAAACAAAGUGAGCUCGAAGGACUUUGAGAGUAGAGGCAAGCUGAUUGAGUGGCUCAUCAAGAUCAACAAAAUGAACAUCUACGACGAACUAUCAGAGGAUGACACCAGGCAAUUGCUGUUUGACCUCGAUAACGCAUACAAAGGGUUCUACACGAUGUUAGAAUGA
Messenger RNA from Williopsis jadinii, 591 nucleotides. RefSeq names its product ESCRT-I subunit protein VPS28 (gene VPS28). Gene Ontology annotation, biological process: protein transport to vacuole involved in ubiquitin-dependent protein catabolic process via the multivesicular body sorting pathway. Lineage: Eukaryota; Fungi; Ascomycota; Saccharomycetes; Phaffomycetales; Wickerhamomycetaceae. Gene Ontology annotation, molecular function: protein-containing complex binding. The transcript has a single exon. Gene Ontology annotation, cellular component: ESCRT I complex. The record is from RefSeq and is a predicted model, not a curated record. The coding region runs from base 1 to 591 and encodes 196 amino acids.